Molecule: messenger RNA, 1032 nt
Organism: Asparagus officinalis (garden asparagus)
Lineage: Eukaryota; Viridiplantae; Streptophyta; Magnoliopsida; Asparagales; Asparagaceae
Exons: 2
Coding region: 1-1032 (343 amino acids)
Source: RefSeq, a predicted model, not a curated record
AUGGAGACUUAUGUUAAGAAAGUUUGGGCUAAUUCUGCCAAUCCAGAUGUUUUCCUUCUAAAACCUGGAAUAUUCUUAUUCAAAUUCAACAACAAAGAUGAGAUGAGUGAUAUAUUAGAAAAAGGCCCUUGGUUUUUUGGAUCUAGACCACUUUCUUUAAAGCCUUGGUCAAUUGGUGAGGACUAUGAAAAAAUUAAUAGCUGUUUAUACCCUGUUUGGAUUCAGCUGCCAGCUUUGAAGCUCAACUUGUGGAAUGCACAAAGUAUAAGCAAAAUUGCAAGUGCUGUAGGUCGUCCAAUCACCACAGAUAAACUCACAGCUAAUAAGCAAAGAUUAGCUUAUGCUAGAGUUCUUAUUGAAGUGGAUAUGCCAGCUCCUCUUCCAGAUUUUAUCACACUGAAGGGUCCAGAUGAUGAGCUAAAGCCUAGAUGGUGUAAUCAUUGCAAAUUAGUGGGGCAUGAUACCUUGUUUUGCAAGAGAAAUACAGGAGUUCAGAGAUGGGUUCCUAAAACUUCUACAGUCCAGAAUACUCAGAAGACUUCUGUACAGGAUCCUAGAUUAAAGGAAAAUAUUCCAAAUAUUCAAACAUCAUCCUCCACUGCUCUUCCAAAUAAAUCAGUGCAUAUUCUUAAUUCGGUAUUACAAAGGCCAGAUGGGAAUGCUUCCACCAUAGACCUGUCAGUGCAAAAAACUCAGGAUACUAAAAUGCAAGAAAGGUUUGAAAAGCAAAUGACAGUGAAAGAAUUGUCCCCUAAGAAUUCUCUUCGUGAUGAACAAGAAGUGCAAAUAAGCAGAAUUGAAAACAUUCCUCAGUUCUCUGGUUUAAGAGGGGUGCACAGUCUGGUGCAUGGUGCACAUGCACAGCAGACAGUUUCUGAAGGUGCUUUUCAUUCUCCCUAUUCUAACAACUCUUGGACUUUAGUUCAAGGUAAUAAACAGAGGAAAAAGUUUACUCCAGAGAAUCAGUUCUCCCAACUUGAGCUUUUUGAUUUGGACCCUUCUACAGUGGAUAGAGGGGGUGCUUUCAACUGA